AUGUGGUUCCUCAGUGUUGGAACUGAUGUCAGCCCGCGUUCCGUCUGGGAGGACUGUCCCCUUGAACCCUGGAUAUCUUAUCUUCCGGGGCCAAUCAGACGCCGCCCAGACGCUGUUGGAAGGACGGAAUUCGGAUCGCAGACAUAUCCGACAGCUGAGCAGCAGGUUACUUCGCCAGUGGAGGCCAAGAGAAAGUUUUUAGCUGUGGCGACCUUCCUGCAACAAACUACGGAGUACUCUCGUAGGGAAGUCUCACCACCACCUACACACCUCCUCCAUCGUACUAUGAAAGGGGGGAGUACGGGGUUUCCCGACGGAGAACGCAAGGAACAUCCUCCUUUUCUCUGCCUUGACGUUGGAAUGAUGCAGGAGGACGGAAAGCGGGUUUUGCUUACCCGCCGUAUCCAUAAAUCCCGGCUUGGCGUUCACGGAAGCUUGUCGGUCCGGGAGACCCGUGUCUCCGCCGGCAGUUGGUAUCCCCAGCUACGGAAGUAUGCUAUGGGCUACAUGAUUAAGAUUGAGUGCAAACGAUUAUCAAGAUGGCCAUACUCCAGUUCCUGCUCCAAGGCUACUUCUUUUACGACUCUUGUCCGCUGGAGAACUGAAAUCUAUCCGAAGACGCUAAAGAUGUCUAUAUCUACCAGAGCAAUUUUGAGUAUGGGGUGA
Messenger RNA from Microsporum canis CBS 113480, 666 nucleotides. RefSeq lists its product as uncharacterized. Lineage: Eukaryota; Fungi; Ascomycota; Eurotiomycetes; Onygenales; Arthrodermataceae. Bases 1 to 666 code for a protein of 221 amino acids. The transcript has 4 exons. The record is from RefSeq and is a predicted model, not a curated record.